CGAAUUAGUAAACGGGGGGGACUGUGGAAGUGAAAUAAUGCAUCUAUGUGCAAUUAAUUGUUUACUGUACAGAGUAAGUGUAUACAUUGUGACGGAUUUUUAACUGCUGCUUUUUAACGGGUGGCUUUGUACUGUAACCGCUUGGGUCCUUUUGGACGCGCCUCCUUUGUAAGAAUAUUAACUUCUUUGAAGCUUUGUCUUUGAUGGUCUCUGAAUUCGUUUUUUAAAGGGCUGAAUCAGUUACCAUUAUUUAUUAGACUAAAUGCACCCGAGCUGUGAAGUGAAGUGGCUUUGCUAGUUGCGAUUCUCUACACCAGUGAGUUGAUGCUUUAAACCUCUUUUAUUUUAUAAUUAUAUGAUUACUAUUGCAUACAUGUCCAAAGUUAUUGGAGGUGCUGCUGCGGGGGUGUGUGAGGGGGGCAACGACAGUAGUUACUUCCACAGGAGAGUGCGGUUGUCGUGGAUCUGCUUUGAGCAUCAGUCGUCACAUUGAAAGGGGCCCCGGAACCUGGACGAAAGAGCCCCCAAAAAUGUUUAGAUAAAGCGAACGGAGCCGAGAAACUGGAUUUAAAACGUUAAAGGGUGUCCGAAUGGAACUUAACAUAAGAAGAAUCAUACACGCUGGGUCUUUUUUUCCUUCUUUAAAUGGAUUACCAGAAGAAUAUUCGGACAUUCGGGUGGAUUGCUCCGUUCAUGAGCUUAAGGUAACAUCUCCACUAGUGUGAAACAGGAAGUGUAUGUGAGGAGCCAUGGGCCACAGAGCCACACUUUUGCUCAGUGAGCUGCUGCUGCUGCUGCUCACAGCCUCGCGCACUCUCCUCGCAGUCAGCUUCCCCGAGGACAUUGCACCCCUGGAUGUCGUUGACGCCCACUUUUCACGGAGGUACCCUGUGUUCAGAGGCAGGCCCUCUGGCAAUGAGUCACAGCAUCGCCUCGACUUUCAGCUGAUGACCAAGAUACAAGACACGCUCUUCAUCGCUGGCAGAGAUCAAGUCUACCUAGUAAGUUUGAGAGAAUCCUACAGGAAUGAGAUCAUCCCUUACCGGAAGCUGACAUGGCGAUCAGGCCAGGCAGACAGAGAGAUGUGUGCCGUUAAGGGAAAACACAGAGAUGAGUGCCAUAACUUCAUCAAAGUGCUGGUUCCCAGAAAUGACGAUCUGGUCUUCAUCUGUGGCACCAAUGGCUUUAACCCCAUGUGCAGAUACUACAGGCUGGAUAACCUCGAGUUGGAUGGUGAGGAGAUCAAUGGGCUGGCACGGUGCCCAUUUGACUCCAAGCAAACCAACGUUGCCCUUUUUGCAGAGGGGAAACUGUAUUCCGCCACGGUGGCUGACUUUCAGGCCAGUGAUUCUGUCAUUUAUCGCAGUAUGGGUGAUGGAUCCGCCUUGAGGACCAUCAAAUACGACUCCAAGUGGCUUAAAGAACCUCAUUUCCUGCACGCAGCCGAGUAUGGGAAUUAUGUGUACUUUUUCUACCGAGAAAUUGCAGUGGAACACAGCAAUCUAGGCAAGGUGGUCUACUCUCGAGUGGCCCGGAUCUGCAAAAAUGACAUUGGUGGGUCGCAGCGGGUUCUCGAGAAACAUUGGACAUCUUUUGUUAAGGCGAGACUGAACUGCUCCGUGCCGGGAGACUCCUUCUUCUACUUCGACGUACUUCAAUCGAUCACUGACAUCAUCAACAUCAAUGGCGUACCGUCCGUGGUGGGCGUAUUCACCACACAGAUGAACAGUAUUCCAGGGUCAGCAGUGUGUGCUUUUUCCAUGGCUGACAUCGAGAAAGUCUUCCAUGGUCGUUUUAAAGAGCAGAAGACUGCCGACUCCAUAUGGACGCCGUUUCCAGAGGAGAAGCUCCCCAAGCCUCGACCAGGGUGCUGUGCAGGUUACGGUCCAGCUGCAUCCUUUAAGAGCUCCAUUGAGUUCCCGGAUGAAACUCUGCAGUUCAUCAAGUCCCACCCUUUAAUGGACACAGCUGUGCCUUCCAUUGGGGAUGAACCCUGGUACACCAAGACACGUGUCAGGUACAGGCUGACUGCGUUGGCUGUGGACAACGAAGCGGGCCCGCACAAGAACUACACAGUGGUUUUCAUCGGUUCUGAAUCAGGAAUUGUCCUCAAGGUUUUGGCAAAGACCUCAGCCAUGUCCCUGAACGACAGUCUGCUUCUGGAGGAGAUAGACGUCUUCAACAAAGCCAAGUGCUUGUCUAACCACGACGAUGAUAAGCGCGUCCUGUCACUGCACGUCGACAAAGACGCACAUAGCCUGUACGUAGCCUUUUCAAGUUGCGUCAUCCGAAUUCCCCUGAGUCGCUGUGAAAGACAUUCUUCCUGCCACAAGUCUUGCAUUGCAUUACGUGAUCCCUAUUGUGGAUGGAGACCACAAGGAGCCUGUGAGAGGAUAGAGUCCGGUCUUUUGACGGGCUACGAGCAGGAUAUUGAAUUAGGAAACACUGGCCACCUGGGAGACUGUCAGGCAUUUUUGGGCACUACUUCAGCGCCAGAUUACAAAUCAUUUGGUGACCCUACCUCUGACAUGGAGUUUUCAUCAGCACCAGUCACUGUCCCGCCCAGUGGGCCCAUACCUCCCCCAGUACUCAUUCCCACUCAGAGCCCCAGCUCUGGGCCCCGUCCAGAGCUCUACGGCUCAGGCUUUGUGCUGCAGGAUGACCCAGCCACCUCUCAUUCUUUAGACUCUCUCCCAGGGGGGCAAGAGGGUGUGUGGGAUAUACAAGCAAGUGAAACCAGCCAGAUGGUCCACAUGAACAUCCUGAUCACCUGUGUGUUUGGUGCUUUUCUCAUGGGCGCCUUACUCGCCGGCCUGAUUGUCUUCUGCAAUCGGGAAUCAUUCAUGCGAAAGCAACGGCGUGUCCACAAGGAUGCGGAAUCUGCUCCAUCCUGCUCGGACUCUGCUGGAAGCUUCGUCAAGCUCAAUGGCCUCUUCGACAGUCCUGUAAAGGAGUACCAGACCAAUGUGGAUUCUCCUAAGCUGUAUACCAACCUGUUGAGUAAAGACUUGAAAACACCCAACGGUGACACCAAGACCAUGAUCCUGCGGGAAGGUUGUUCGCCCCCUGAGUUGGCUGCUCUGCCAACACCCGAGUCCACUCCAGUCCUUCAGCAGAAAGCCCUGCAGCCCAUCAAAAACCAGUGGGAGAGGGAUCACCGGAAGAUCAGUGGCCCCCGCAAGGAAUCCAAUUCGGCGGCCAAGAGUUCUCAGUUUCUCCUUCCUUCGCCUGGUCCUCCUAAAUCCAAUUCCCACCAUCCUCACCUGGCCCUGGGUCACUCCCACAUCCCCAGUGCCGUCGUCCUGCCCAAUGCCACACAUGACCACCCAUAUCUCGACAGUGGAGAUGAUACUCUGCCACAUUCUUCUGAGAAGAAGCUGAAGAAUCCGGAAACUAAAGGAAGCAGGAAAGACCAGAAGCGGUCGGUGGACGCGAGGAAUACACUAAACGACCUUUUAAAACAUCUCAAUGACUCUGUGGCCAACCCUAAGGCCAUACUUCACGAGGCAUCGGGGCCCCGCUCUCGACAACACCUCACACUGCAGCCCAUGGAGGAACUCACAGAACUACCCCCGAGGGUGCCAAGUCGCGAAGCCUCGUUAUACUCUCCUUCCUCCUCCCUGCCGAGGCAUAGCCCCACCAAGCGGGUGGACGUCCCCUUGUCCACCAGUCCCACCACGCCAACGGGCAGCCUGAGCAUGGGGGGAACCUUGGAGAGACCCAGAGGGGGCUACCAACUCCAAAGGAGUGCUUCUCAUAGGCACUCCUUGUCCACUUCAACCAACGGGGUGACUAUGGGGGUAUCUGUGUCUCGCCAGCACAGUAUGAACAGAGGGGGAUAUAUGCCCCCGACGCCCCCCUCUAGACUAGAUUCCCAUGUUGGAAUGAUGGGGGGCGGUAUGCACUCGCCCAACCCUCCCUCUUUAUCCCGGCAAAGCAGCUGCAGUGGGCAUGGCUCACUCCCUCAUACAGGACUUAAAAGGACCCCAUCCCUAAAGCCAGAUGUGCCCCCGAAACCCAAUGGCUUUUCACCACAGACUCCGCAGAUGCGAGUGGUCAAUAAGUACAGCUAUUAGAAGAGCACCAACACGAUGGCGUGAGCUCUCAGCCUUGACAGUUAUAGCUUUGAGCCCGGACGGCCCGGCUACGGAGUGGGUUGACCCCCAGUGUGUGUGUGUGUGUGUUUAUCAACCUGAGGUGUGUUCCCCUUUAAGUGAUAUGCACUCACACUUCAGUUAAAAGGGAAAAAAAACACGCGUGCGGCCAAAGAUAUUCCUCCGAUGUUUUUCAUUUUCUUGAUUUCCAUCCUGCUUGUCAUUCGGUGGACAUCGGUGCAUUGGUGUCACCCGUUUUCACAAGUUAGGCACACGGAUUAGGAUACCAGUGGCACCAGAGUGUCUGUCUGUGUGUGAGGUACCAGGUUGGAAACAGUGGAAUACUUGAAGAAUGGGUCUCAUUUUUCACUGCCUUUGAGCACUGUCUUCCCACUAAUGUGAACUCAACAGAGCUGUCAGCUGUGCUUUAUGCAAGGCAGCAGAGAAUAAACCUAAUAUUAGUAAUUGUUAGGUUCAAUGAAAACAACAACACCGGACAGCAAGCAUACACAAGAGUGUAAAUGAUGACGUGUGUUUUGGUCAUGUAUGUUUGCAUCUGUGUGGGCCGAUGGGAAUGAAGGCCGAACACGUGUUAAGCCUUCACACGUCGAGAACGGUGCCAUUAAGACGAUGCUCCUUAAAAACCAUCUAAGACCUAAGUCACUGUCUCGCCGAAAUGUGUUGCUUCGGUCUUCUCAGACCUAAUUUUAAACUAAGCCUCAACCAUAUUUUUUUUUUUUCAUUUUCAAGGUGAUACGGUUGAGCUACUUUUAAAAUGGUCACACUGGGUUGUCUACUCGAACAGGGACUCUUUACUCACUGGGAUAUCCUCAAUACAUUUGCUGCUAUUGGUUUUAGACCUAGCUGUGUGUGUUUGAUACAUAUAGUGCUGUACCAGAGUGGGAUGACCCUAAUAUGGGUAUGCACAUCUUUUGUUUUCAUUCAAAGAGUAGCUGAUAGGCACCAUUUGAAAAAACCAAACGCAUCGUCAAAGACUGAUCAAUUACCCGAAUCCUAACCUCAACUUGUUGGAAUCAUACUGCAGUUUUAUUUAUGUAGCAAGAAUGCAUAUUUCUCAUUCAACGGACUUCAUAACACAGAUGAGCCGUGUUGCGUUUGAAUUGGGGCAUUUUCUUCAAUAGUGAAACAAAACAUUUCUUUCUCCAACAACCACAAUGUUGGUGACAUUAUUAGACUGACCUUGAAAUAAUACAUGACUUUAAAAGCUCAUUUUACCUUCAGUGUUUGUUCCAAUGCCCGUGUUAUCAAUACAGCUUCCCUGUGAGUGGCCAAUGUACAAUCAACACAACAUUUACCAAUGUGUCCAGAUAAGUCAUGCUGGGAAUGACAAGUUUUUGUAUAUACAGUACUUAAAUCCUAUAAAUAAGGAAUAAGCAUAUUUUUAGGCAAGCGAACAUGAAUCUGUGCAUUUUGUGCCUUAUUCUCGUAAUUAUCGACCACAGUACAGUAUAUUAUUGGCAAUGUCAAUAGUUGUUAGUAUGUUAUUGUCAUUUACCAUCUAAAUCAUUUCAUAGGCCAAAACGUGUCGAAAAUGAACUACCUAGUCAUACCUGUCGGUCACAGUCCUUUUGUGACCGGGUCCUACGCAAACGUUUUAAAAGGAUGGGCAUUGUGGGUGUUGACGAUGUAUUAAUCCACCACACAGAGGUGCCAUGCAGAGAAUGUAUUUUUGACAGUGGGAUGUACGCUGUUCAGACCUUGCACUGUGGACCAGUCGGCUCAAUUCAGCACAUCCUGCCCGCGGCCAGUGUAUUAAAAAUGGUGGUCAAGCGAAAGCCGUUAACCAUUCGAAUCAAAUUCAAUUGAGUUUUUAUUGGUCAGCAGGGAUAACUUGAGGAAUGAUUUCAUUUCACAAUCUACAUGAGUGACACCUAACCUAAAUAUCAGCUGCCUCGUUAGCCCAAAGCCACAUUUUGUUUACAUGUAAUGAUUGUAUGUAAAGACUUCAUUCCUGCUUGUCAGCUAAGCAGUAUUUGGGCUCAGUCUUUUUUUUUUUUUUCGUUUUUUCACCUGCAACCUGACAUCCAUUCAACAUACACUGCUUAACUGCCUUGUACAUUGCAAUAUGAAUUCCUUCUUCAGUUGCAAUCUAAAUUGAAGCCUUUAAAAUUCAUUUUAAGCUCUUUUUAUGUGCAGAAAAAAACGGUUUUGGUCAUGCCAUUUAGAUUUAAAAUGCCAUGCAACAUGGCGAUGCAAAGCCAGGUGUAUAUAUUGGAUCUCCAGAGUAUUUGAGCGUGUAGAUAAUGUUUUGAAGAUGUACUGUGAAAGUGUAAAUAGUAAUGGUCUUUGUAUCAUAUUUUUUGUUGACUUUUUUUUUUUUUAACACGGCAUGUAUAGUUGAAAUAAAACAUUACUGCACAGAGAUAAAA
Molecule: messenger RNA, 6484 nt
Organism: Hippocampus zosterae (dwarf seahorse)
Lineage: Eukaryota; Metazoa; Chordata; Actinopteri; Syngnathiformes; Syngnathidae
Gene: sema6d
Product: sema domain, transmembrane domain (TM), and cytoplasmic domain, (semaphorin) 6D, like
Exons: 20
Coding region: 750-4076 (1108 amino acids)
Biological process (GO): semaphorin-plexin signaling pathway; neural crest cell migration; positive regulation of cell migration
Molecular function (GO): semaphorin receptor binding; chemorepellent activity
Source: RefSeq, a predicted model, not a curated record